This is a messenger RNA of Bactrocera latifrons, 1081 nucleotides long. RefSeq lists its product as uncharacterized. The coding region runs from base 1 to 861 and encodes 286 amino acids. The transcript has 2 exons. The record is from RefSeq and is a predicted model, not a curated record. Gene Ontology annotation, molecular function: protein binding. NCBI's taxonomy places the organism in Eukaryota, Metazoa, Arthropoda, Insecta, Diptera, Tephritidae.
AUGUACAUAAUACUCGCCUACAUACUAAUUCAACUGAUCACAAACCCGAAAUUCCUGUUGGCGCACACUACCGAAAUGGAGUUAACCAACACUACUGUUGAACCAGUCACUUGGCUCCCCGAUUGCAAUAGUGAUGAGAAGAAUGUUUGUAUUUGUUAUGGCAAUGGCACACUAUAUAGUAUUGUUACCGGCGGAGUCUAUAAUAUUGAAAUCUACUUUUCUUCAAGAUUCCGGGAACUGUUUUUUUCAAUUUCGAAACCGCUGCAUAAUCUCCGUAGGCUAGACUUAAGUCAGAACCGAUUGCAAACUAUUUGGCGCACUGAGACUACCGUCACUACAACGCCAAGGCCACUGAAAAUUUUUCAAUACAGCAAUAUAGGCAUAAAUUUGACUUUAGCCGUUUGUUUUAAUUAUAUCGCAAAGUUGCAACCAGAAAAGUACAAAGGUAGCGAGCUUAACAUAACAGUAAUCAAUUUAAGUGGCAAUCGUUUGCGCGAAUUCACUUUGGAUUGGCUUGUAGCAUCGCACAUUACUUGCCAUUUUGAAAUAAACCUAGAGCACAAUUUGAUUAAAAACAUCUUUGCUUUACAUGACUUCUCCAGUACAACUAACGAUUGUGCGCGCGAAAUCAAAUCGACAGGCAAUCCGGUCGUGUGCGAUUGUGCAUUUGCUUGGAUUUACAGUGGAAACUAUCGUUCGCUGUUCAAUGGUUUACAUUGUGUUCAGGCGUCAACCAAACUUAUAAAAGAUCUGAAACAUAUUCAACUGUGUGCUAGGAAACCGGUAAUGUGCCCCAACAAAUGCAACCUAUCGCCAAGAAAAUUUGUGAAAUUGCUAGUUAAUCGAUUUAGCGCCUCAUAAUCCGAGACACACUUUUAGUUAUUAAGUUUAAAAAACUGCUUCACAUUUAAAGCCAUCGUGCAAUAGGUAAAUUAUUUCAUCGGUAUUGUCCAUCUAACCUUUUGUUUGAUAAAAAUUAGAUUAUUUUUAUAUCACCCAAAAAAAAGAUUUUUUUUUUUUUUUGAUACAUACUACAAGUAUGUAUGUAGGGCAUUCAAGGGGUUGAAACCAAACUUGUUAU